This is a messenger RNA of Astyanax mexicanus (Mexican tetra), 1246 nucleotides long. RefSeq lists its product as uncharacterized. Gene Ontology annotation, molecular function: nucleic acid binding. The transcript has 2 exons. The record is from RefSeq and is a predicted model, not a curated record. Bases 16 to 1050 code for a protein of 344 amino acids. NCBI's taxonomy places the organism in Eukaryota, Metazoa, Chordata, Actinopteri, Characiformes, Acestrorhamphidae.
ACAGGAGAACAGGUAAUGUUGCUAUACAGUAUAUACAGAAAUACAGUAUCUGCAGUGAUAUACAUUACUUCGUGUAAUUUUGUCCACAUUUCAUGUAUUCUUUAUAGAAUCGAAAGACUACCAGUCGGUGGUGGUAGAGGGAGAAUUUUUAAUGCUGAACAGGAGGCAGCCGUUGUCAACAUGGUUCUGGCAAAUAAUGCCAUUAGGCUGCGUGAAAUCAAGGCAGCAGUGAUUGCUGAUCAGGGAGUAUUUAGGAACAUCCAUACUGUGAGUGAGGCCACAAUUGACCGCGUCCUCCGAAGGAAUCAUAUGGCCAUGAAACAGCUCUAUAGAGUUCCUUUUCAGAGGAACUCUGAAGCUGUGAAGGAGGCCAGAUGCCAAUAUGUGGAGCGAAUAAUGGAGCUUGAAGCUGAGGGGGCACAUCAUAUCUUCAUUUAUGUCGACGAAGCCGGCUUCAAUCUUUGUAAAGUAAGGAGACGAGGAAGGAACCUCAUUGGGAAUAGGGCCACUAUUACUGUUCCAGGGCAGAGGGGUGCCAAUAUAACUAUGUGUGCUGCCAUCUCCAAUGAUGGCGUCCUGUGCCAUAUUCCUACCAUUGGCCCAUACAACACUGAGCGUCUCAUAGCAUUCCUGAAUGCCCUUUAUGACAUCCUGAUCCCACCUCAGGAGCGAGGCCUGUUGAGGCCUGGCAUGCCACGGUUCGUGAUUAUCUGGGACAAUGUGGCGUUCCACCACUCUCGUAUUGUGAAUGAGUGGUUUGCAGUGCACUGUCGGAUGAUGGUACAAUUUCUUCCUCCAUACUCUCCGUUUUUAAAUCCCAUAGAGGAAUUCUUUAGUGCAUUGAGAUGGAAGGUAUAUAAUCACCGACCCUAUGAACAGAUGCCCUUGCUCAAUGCAAUGACUGCUGCUGCCCAAGAUAUAGAUGCAGAGGCAUGUCAAGGAUGGAUCAGGCAUGCUAGACGAUUUUUCCCUCGGUGCAUUGCACGAGAGAAUAUUGAAUGCGAUGUGGAUGAGGCCUUGUGGCCCAGGCUUCAAGAAAGAGGAGACUAGAAGAGACAGAAGAGUAUCACUUGUGGCUAUCGCUUAUACUCUUAUAGUAUAGACCUACUAUAGUUUUUCGUUGUUUACUGUAAAAUUCUGUGUUUUUUCAUAAUUUCUUACACAGUAAUGGAUUUUAUUUUUAUUUCCAUGUAUUUUCAGUUGGAAUAUUUCAUUUGUCAGCCACAGUCUAAAAAAAUUAAGCAUU